AUGGCAUCCUCAGACCUGGAAGAUUUGGGCCUUCACAUCAACACAAAGAUUUCAACUAUUAAAAGGACUCUUCAGUUAAGGAACAUAGGUCAAGAGCCAUCCCUCAAAUCUAUGCUCUGUAAAAUAGGGCAGGAGAUGAUUCUCUUGCAUGAUCUCCUGAAUAAAAUGGAAACUGGGGUUCAACAGCAAGAAAAACUGAAGAACUUGCUAAAAGAGCUCCAGAAGUCUGCUGAGAGGGAGCAAAAUGAAGCACAGCAUCUCUAUGAAAAUAUUCCUCCCUACCUGCCUAAACCAACUCGGAGCUGCCUUGCGGGGCAGAUUGUGAAAAGUGAAGAACAAAGCAAAGUUGUGGAACCUGAGCGUGCCAAAAAACCCCCAAAAGAGCAAAGACCCAUUAAGGAAGCAGCUUUAAUAACUGCAGAAGAGUUUGAAAGUGUUCCUGGGUACAUGAAAGGCCGUUUGAGCUACGAGCAGAUCAAUGUAGUUGUGCAAGAGAUCAACAAGGCUGUGGUGGGCAAGUACAAGAUCCUGCAUCAGCCUUUGAAAUCUAUGAGUGCCCAAGUCAGGAAUCUCUACCACAGGUUUCAGGAUGAGGAAACUAAGGACACAAAAGGUGAAUUCUUUAUCGUGGAGGCUGACAUCAGGGAGUUCACUCAGCUGAAGGUGGACAAACGCUUCCACAGCAUCCUCAACAUCCUGCGCCACUGCCAGAGGCUCAGGGAGGUUCGCGGCUCCAGGCUCGUCCGCUACGUCGUCUGCUGAAGAGCUCCCCCUGUGCCCGAGAUGCAGAAGGCAGAAAGAUUCGGAGCUGCUGAGGGAUUUCCUUGCCUGCAGAGAGUUUCUACCUGUGGGUGUUGCUGUUUUCUAAAAGGCAGUAGCAACAAGCACCGUGAUUUGUCAGCCCUCUACCCACGGCAAUAAAUAUCGAAGGAGCUGAGUUUUGGUUUGAAAACUGGAGAGGAAUGACUGGUUUUUGGUAAUUUUCCCCCCAGAUUGCUCUGCCUGUGGUUCUAAUCCCCUCUG
Molecule: messenger RNA, 1023 nt
Organism: Calypte anna (Anna's hummingbird)
Lineage: Eukaryota; Metazoa; Chordata; Aves; Apodiformes; Trochilidae
Product: spindle and kinetochore-associated protein 1-like
Exons: 6
Coding region: 1-762 (253 amino acids)
Biological process (GO): mitotic cell cycle; regulation of microtubule polymerization or depolymerization; chromosome segregation
Cellular component (GO): mitotic spindle; spindle microtubule; outer kinetochore
Molecular function (GO): microtubule binding
Source: RefSeq, a predicted model, not a curated record